AAAUCUAAAUCUAUAGCCCGUCCUAAUAUUUGCUUCCCCGCCACUUCGACGAUCGUGUCGCCGGUGAAAUCUAUUGCUUCGUUCUCGAUCGUCUUCUUACCAGCUUCCAAGUCUUCCACUCAUCUAUUUUUCUCUCUCUCGAAUUGGCUGGUAGAAGAAGAGAAGAACUGAAGUGCGAUGGAGUUUGCUCUCGUUCACUGUCGUCUUCAUGGCAAUAUUAGCCAAUUCCUUUCACCCCCGUUCAGGUCCCCGUUCUACGAUGAUAGGCGCCGCUAUAGUUCUCUCAAGAUUCAGAAUAAUCUUCAUUUCAUGUCUUCCACGGUUUUGAUGGAACCAAGUGCAAGAUGUCAAGUCAGUAGAUCAAGCACUUUUCAGGAAGCCUCUGAAUUGGCAAACAUAAACUGGGACAAUAUUGCAUUUUUACCAAUACCAACUGAUUUUUUGUAUGCUGCCAAAUCUUUGGAGGAUGGAAUUUUUACGAAAGGUCAGUUGCAGCGAUUUGGACCCAUUCAUAUGAGCCCAUGUGCUGGGGUCUUAAAUUAUGGGCAGGGAGUAUUUGAAGGUAUGAAAGCAUAUAGGAAAGCAGAUGGAUCUAUUCUUCUCUUUCGCCCAGAGGAAAAUGGUUUGAGAAUGAGGAUGGGUGCUGAGCGGAUGUGCAUGCCUGCGCCAACUGUUGAGCAGUUUGUGGAUGCCGUAAAACAAACUGUUCUGGCUAACAAGCGUUGGAUUCCCCCUCCUGGUAAAGGAUCAUUGUACAUUAGACCUAUGCUCCUGGGUACUGGAUCUGUCCUUGGUCUAGCACCAGCUUCGGAAUACACCUUUCUUAUUUUUGUAUCACCCGUUGGCAAUUAUUUCAAGGAGGGUUUAGCGCCACUAGAUCUGAUAAUUGAAACAGAAAUUCAUCGUGCUAUUCCUGGUGGCACUGGUGGUGUAAAGGCAAUUGGAAACUAUUCUCCGGUUUUGAAGGCACAAUCAAUAGCCAAGGACAAAGGAUAUUCUGAUAUUUUGUACCUUGACUCGGCUCACAAGAAAUACGUCGAGGAAGUUUCAUCCUGUAAUAUUUUUGUUGUUAAGCAUAACAUUAUAUCAACUCCAACUGUAAGUGGAACAAUAUUGCCCGGGAUUACAAGGAAAAGUAUUAUCGAGAUUGCUCGAAGGCAAGGUUUUCAGGUUGAGGAACGGCUUAUUUCCGUAGAAGAAUUGCUUGUUGCAGACGAAGUUUUCUGUACGGGAACAGCUGUAGUUGUAUCACCUGUGGGAAGCAUAACAUACCUUGAAAAAAGAAUCAAAUAUGGAAAUGGAGUUGGAAUUGUGUCUCAACAGCUCUACUCGGCACUGACAAGCCUGCAAAUGGGCUUAACAGAGGACACGAUGGGUUGGACCGUCGUACUAGAUUAGGCGCCCUUAAAUUAUUUCCACCUUAGUUUGAUGAAAUUACCUCUCGGUUUGGUUUUGUUUGUAAAAAAUACUCCAUGUCACCGUAUGAUUGAGAAGGACUUUGAAGGAAGAAUUAUAUAAUAUAAAUUCCCUUUCUGUGAUCA
This is a messenger RNA of Dendrobium catenatum, 1541 nucleotides long. Its product is annotated as branched-chain-amino-acid aminotransferase 5, chloroplastic. The record is from RefSeq and is a predicted model, not a curated record. The transcript has 10 exons. The coding region runs from base 178 to 1398 and encodes 406 amino acids. Gene Ontology annotation, cellular component: chloroplast. Gene Ontology annotation, molecular function: branched-chain-amino-acid:2-oxoglutarate transaminase activity. Lineage: Eukaryota; Viridiplantae; Streptophyta; Magnoliopsida; Asparagales; Orchidaceae. Gene Ontology annotation, biological process: branched-chain amino acid metabolic process.